This is a messenger RNA of Onychostoma macrolepis, 3202 nucleotides long. It is a transcript of the gene dpep1, whose product is annotated as dipeptidase 1. The transcript has 10 exons. Gene Ontology annotation, molecular function: metallodipeptidase activity. Lineage: Eukaryota; Metazoa; Chordata; Actinopteri; Cypriniformes; Cyprinidae. Bases 1276 to 2517 code for a protein of 413 amino acids. Gene Ontology annotation, biological process: proteolysis. The record is from RefSeq and is a predicted model, not a curated record.
AAGGUUUUCUUUUCAAAUUGGUCUGCUCGUUUAUUGAAAGACUGGUGCAUAUUUUGAGAAAACAGGAAGUGCUAUAUAAAACAUUUGUUGGGAAAAAAAUGCUGCAUUUGUGUCAUAAGCAGGUCAGUUUUGUCAAAGAGGAUGUACAACUCACAUGCAGAAAGAUCUAGCAACAUGUACUAUUGUUUUAAUGAUUAGAUGAUAGCUCAGUUAGUUUAUGUUUCCAUAAACAUCACUCUUUGGUUUUACAUGAGCUUUUUAUUGCAAGUAAAAACCUUGAGGUGCAAAUGCAGUAUCAGGGAACAUAUAGGAAUAAAAAUGUCUCUUAUAGCCUCUUCCAAUAAGUAUUAAUAGAUUUGUCUGAGCAGAAAUGUGUAAUCAAAUGGCUUUAUUGUAUGCUGACUUAAAAAAAGGGUUGCUGGUUCUACCGUUACAGAAGCAAGCCAUGAGUCAUCACCCUUGUGGCCUUGACUAAGCUGCCCUGACCACUUGAUUAUUAUUGACGCUGUGUCAUAAAACUUCCUCAGUUCAAAAGCUUAAAUGUGAAGUGUUAAUUUUUGCAGCACUAACAUUGCAACAACAGAAUUGCAACAACAACAGCAGUGACCAAAUCUGUACCCUAUAUGCUAAUUCACUAUCUUUUAUAUAGUGUAUGACAUAUUCACUGCAUGAGAAAACAGUGAAUAAAAAUGAGUGAGAAAAUUCAAACACUGCAAAGAUUGUGAGUUAUUUAUUUAUUUAUUGCUAUUCAAUUAUUUGAGAACCCAACCGUGCAUCACUGAGCGUUCAGCCUAAUGAUUGAACUUGUUAGAUAUUACAUUUCAUUAAUAUGGUUGAAUCUGAGUUCACCUAAAGUCUCUCCAGCCAAAGUAACACCUCUGAAGACAACGGUCCAGAGAGUGCACACAGCCCUCAAUGGACUUUAAACAACAAAAUGAAAAAUGUACUGUACUUUUACACAAUCGCUUAUAUCACAUUUCUCUGUCAUUAAAAAUAAAGACGUGACUUUUAUGGGACAACUCUCUGGUUUAUGGGGCAUUUUUACAACCAUACAUUAUACAUUAACUUAUAUUCAGCCUCAUUAUGAUGAAAAUGUAAUCCCUAACACUAGUCCUUUAACCUUAGAGUAUCUCUACACAUAAGCAGAGAGAGAAGAAGAUAAACAUCUGUGGACAUAAGCAAUAAGCUGAAGACAAGGUGAACUGAGAUAGGUAGAGUUAUUUAAGGAGAAAUUUAUAAUUAAAGGAUACAGAGUGGGUAAACAGUGUGGUGAAGAUGGAUUGGGUCAAGACUGUGUGUUUAGUGCUCUGGGCUUUCACAUUCAACUCAGUAGCAGAUGUUGUAAAAGAGCAAGCCCUGAAACUGAUGGCUGACACUCCACUUAUAGAUGGGCACAAUGACCUUCCCUGGCAGAUGAGAAAAUUGUUUAAUAAUCAGCUCAACACGGUGGACUUGUACAAACUAGACACCACACACACCAACAUCCCAAAAAUCAAAGAAGGGCACCUCUCAGCACAGUUCUGGGCAGCUUAUGUACCAUGUGAUAGCCAGUACAAAGACGCAGUCAGACAGACCUUGGAGCAGAUCGAUGUAAUCCACAGGAUGUGUCAUGAAUACCCAGAAGUGUUCAAAUUUGCUGCUAGCAGUCAAGAUAUACUCGACGCCUUUGCACAGAAUAAGACAGCGAGUCUGAUUGGGGUAGAAGGUGGACAUUCGAUUGACAGCAGUUUGGGUACUCUGCGUACUAUGUACCAACUGGGCGUCCGCUAUCUCACUAUCACACAUAGCUGCAACACACCAUGGGCAGACAACUGGCUGGUGGACACAGGAUCUGAGCCUGAAGAGCAUGGCGGUUUGUCUGAGUUUGGCAAGCAAGUGAUCUGGGAAAUGAACCGCAUUGGAAUGCUGAUUGACCUGUCUCAUGUGUCUGAGAAGGUCAUGAAUCAGGUGCUGGAUAUCUCUAAAGCUCCUAUUAUCUUCAGCCACUCUUCUGCCUACAGCAUCUGUAAUAACAAGAGAAAUGUUCCUGAUGAUGUUCUCAUGAGAGUGAAAGAAAAGAGAGGGAUUGUCAUGGUUAAUUUUUAUAAUAACUAUGUAACCUGCAAAAACACUGCUAACAUCUCAGAUGUUGCUGAUCACUUUGACCAUAUCAAGAAAGUGGCUGGCUCUAGUUUCAUUGGAUUUGGAGGAGAUUAUGAUGGUGUGCCAAGGGUGCCAGAUGGUCUAGAGGAUGUAUCAAAGUACCCAGACCUGGUGGCUGAGCUUCUUAGGCGCAAAUGGUCAGAUGAUGAGAUCAGAGAUGCUCUGGGACGAAACCUGCUGAGAGUGUUCAGAGAGGUGGAGCUUGUAAGAGAUCACCUAAAUGGUACCAAACCAGAUGAUAAACCCAUCCCUCUUCAAGAAGUUCAAAAUCCCUGCAGGACAGACUUUGGUUAUCAAGAUAAAUCCAGUUCAGCAUGCAUAAAAUCUUUCUAUCCACUAGUCUUGGUUCUGACACUACUGAACAAGUUAUUAUAACCAACCCCUCAGUGGACUUUCUUUGUCUAAUCCUGUAGUGCUGUUUUUGGAGUAUGCAAAGUAUCUUUGAUAAAGAUUUGGCUAGUAGAGAAAUUCUGUAAGGAAACAUUUUAGAGAGUUUAGUGUUUUUAAGAAAGGUAGACUAAAAACAAAAAGAAAUUAGACAUGUAAUUAUUUGAAAUUUGCCACUUUUCUGUUCAGUGCCAUACAAGUCAAACGUGUGAACAGCUAUUCUUUAUUAUUACUGUUUUCCAUAUUUUACAAAAAUAACAAAGUCAUCAAAGCUAUGAAAUAACACAAAGGGAAGUAUGGGCAUCAUGCAAUGACUGAAAAAGCAAACUGAAAAUAUAAUUAUUUGUGCCCUGUUUCUAUAUUUGUCCUUUUAGAUUUGAUAGUUUUCUGUUGAUUCAUUAGAGAUGAAACCAGCAAAUUAUAGGCAACUUUAUUUAAAUGAUGAUACUGAAAUGAUACUGAAAAGUAAAAAGUAACCCAUAUUAGGCUAAUAUUCCUGAGACAGAACAAUGAAUUCCAUAAAGCUAACUAGGUUAAAUUUAGGUCUGUUCACAUGGACUGUGGCAUUGUGGCACAUGGAUGUAUAUGAUGACAGUAGUUGUGUUGACAACAUCCGGAGUGUGUCAGCCUUGUGCUGACUGUAAAAAAAAAAAAAAAAAAAAACAAUCCAAAA